AUGGACAUUACCAUCCACCACCCUUGGAUACACCGGCCCUUCGGCUUCUCUCCGUUCUUCCCUCCCCGCCUCUUCGACCAGAGGUUCGGCGAGGGGCUGCUGGUAUCCGACAUGUUCUCCGGCAUGAACACGCUCAGUCCUUACUACUCGCGGGUGCCUCAUAUCCCGGACACCGGGCUCUCGGAGGUGAAGCUGGAUAAAGACAAGUUCUCAGUCCACUUGGAUGUGAAACACUUUUCACCAGAGGAGCUGAGUGUGAAAGUUGUGGGAGACCACAUUAAAGUGCAUGCCAAACAUGAGGAGCGCCCAGAUGAACACGGCUACAUCUCCCGGGAGUUCCACCGCCGCUACAUGAUCCCUAAGGGGGUCGACCUGGGUUCAGUCACCUCAGCACUGUCUCCAGACGGGGUCCUCUCCAUCACAGCCCCCGUUGCCCAGGGUGCCCUUCCCCAGGAGCACACCAUCCCCAUCAGCCGCCAGGAUAACCCUGCGGUUGCUGGGAAGUAGUCGGGGUACCUGCCUGGGCCCGAAAGCUUGCUCUCAUUCUCCUCUGAAGCCAGCAUCGUGGGCCGCCUCUCCUGUCAACAGUAGCCAG
Gekko japonicus is the source of this 595-nucleotide messenger RNA. It is a transcript of the gene HSPB6, whose product is annotated as heat shock protein family B (small) member 6. Gene Ontology annotation, biological process: protein refolding; response to heat. Lineage: Eukaryota; Metazoa; Chordata; Lepidosauria; Squamata; Gekkonidae. The record is from RefSeq and is a predicted model, not a curated record. Gene Ontology annotation, molecular function: structural constituent of eye lens; protein folding chaperone. The transcript has a single exon. Bases 1 to 507 code for a protein of 168 amino acids.